Molecule: messenger RNA, 639 nt
Organism: Cryptosporidium ubiquitum
Lineage: Eukaryota; Apicomplexa; Conoidasida; Eucoccidiorida; Cryptosporidiidae
Product: GTP-binding nuclear protein RAN TC4
Exons: 1
Coding region: 1-639 (212 amino acids)
Biological process (GO): protein import into nucleus; ribosomal subunit export from nucleus
Cellular component (GO): nucleus; cytoplasm
Molecular function (GO): GTPase activity; GTP binding
Source: RefSeq, a predicted model, not a curated record
AUGGCAGCUCAAGCACCCGAAUUUAAGCUUGCAUUAGUUGGAGAUGGAGGUGUUGGUAAGACUACACUUGUUAAACGCCACUUAACCGGAGAGUUCGAAAAGAAGUACAUACCGACAAUUGGUGUUGAGGUCCACCCGUUGAAAUUUAACACGGACUUUGGCCCAUUAAUAUUCAAUGUUUGGGAUACUGCAGGCCAAGAAAAAUUCGGAGGACUUAGAGAUGGUUAUUAUAUAAAGGGACAAUGCGCUAUUAUUAUGUUUGACGUUACAUCCAGAAUUACAUAUAAGAAUGUUCCGAACUGGCACAGAGACAUUGUUCGUGUUUGUGAGAACAUUCCAAUUGUUUUGGUAGGAAACAAAGUUGAUGUUAAGGAUAGACAGGUUAAAGCGAGGCAAAUUCAGUAUCACAGAAAACGUAACCUUCAGUAUUACGAUGUUUCUGCUAGAAGCAAUUACAACUUUGAAAAGCCAUUCUUGUGGUUAGCUAGAAGAUUAACAAAUCAGCCGGCUUUGCAAUUAGUUGGUCAGCAUGCAAAAGCUCCUGAAGUUAAUAUUGACCCAUCUCUUGUUGCUCAGGCUGAGAGAGAAUUGAGUGAGGCAGCAAAUGCGCCAAUUGAAGAUGAUGAUGAAGACCUUUAA